CGCAUCGUCGUCGGUUUUGGGUGUGCAUCGCUCUCUUCUGUUUCCAUGUUUGAUGCGUGAUUUAAUUCUGUUUCUCCUGUACUUCAGUCGCAAAACAACCGUACGUCACCACUGACGUUUUAGACACGGAAUAACAACCCACGGCUGCUAUCGAUCCCUUGGCGGGUAUACGACCAUUAUCCAUUGACAAACAAGUACAUCGAGUUGCCGCAUAUACAUCUUUUCAUCCAACUUAAUUUUGACAUGGAAACAACCACCUAUUGUUACUGGCAGGUGUAACAACUGUUGUAUUACCAUCCUACUAGUAAAUUUCUUAUAAAAUCUCUAGAUUUAGUUUCCAUUCAUUCUGCCCUGUGUUUACAUUCCUCUCGCCGAUAGUGGACGAUCAGUAGAAUGAAUUGGAAAUAAUCGUAGAAUGUGAUAAAACAUGAACAUCAAUGUCUUGCUUCUAAUUCUUUAGUUCAAUUUCUAACACUUUUUCUAAUGUCAAACAUAUAUUUGUCUUUAUUUUACGAUUGAAACGAUAUUGACAGUGCACCGGAUUGGUUAAAUGUACUUUCGUUUAAAACAUGAUGCAUUUAUAUACGCCACUCUUACUUUUUGUGCUUCUAAAUAUUAUUAAAAUCGUGUCCCCGCAUAAUGAUUUCUUCGACGAAGAGUUAAUGUUAAAACCGUUGUCAAGCAAUCAUGUUUAUGCAUACUUUCAAUUUACCACUGUGUGGGAGGCACCCAAAGAAUCAAAAACAUUACAACAUUCCCAUUUAUUUCCAAGAGGGCUUGGAGAAAUUAUAAGUCGUCAUGGUAUAGACGAAUUACAUCUCACUUUAACCAAAGGAUUAUGGAAUUACCAAAAAUGGGGGUACCCCUAUCAUGAUGCAGGUCCUGGUGCUGAAAUAACCACAUGGUUUCAUAAAGAUGUUAUCAACGUUGACAAUGAAUGGAAAGGUUUGACAAAUGCAUUAGCUGGACUGUUUUGUGCCUCUCUAAAUUUCGUUAAUCCAUCGAAUAGUAUGUCUCCUGAGUUCACAUUCCGGCCUAGUGGUGUUGUAGAGAAUAAUAACGUUAAUUCUAGUCAUUUACGCUAUUCAUCUUUACCUAGAGAAAUAGUUUGUACAGAAAAUUUAACGCCCUUCAAGAAAUUAUUACCAUGCGAUUCUAAGAAAGGUUUAGCAACAUUAUUAAAUUCUGCAUAUAUUCAUAAUACAAAUUAUCAUUCCAUUGGAGUUCACUUCCGUGUGAUAUGUUCAAAUGCGAUCUGCACAAAAGCAUCAUUAGAACUACGACAGACUGUUUCACUGAUAUAUGAUACUAUGGUAGAUACAUCUCAGAAUUGGUCAGUGCGUAAAUUUUUUGGAAUUGGAAUUAAAGGGGCGUGUCCACUUGCUUCAUUGAGCAAUGUGUACGUCGAUGUAUCGAAUAAUAAUACUAACCAAGUUUACCGAUUAACACCUGCCCCAAGUGCUAAAAUUACUAGCCUUCGAGGCGGUCAAUUAAACGAAAUCGCUGUAUAUGAUAUUAGAUCUUACUCCGCGCAACGAAUAUUUAAUAUUGAAGUCACGCAUACCGCUGGUAUUAAAGUUAGUUUAAAUUAUCCAUCAAUUUUGUUUGCAAAUAGAUAUAUUAUCGGGUAUGGACAAGAAAGGGGUAGUUUGGUGACAAAACUUUACAAUAAUUACUGGCAAUCGUUGGACGUAGUUCUCUUAGAAAAUAUUCCAUGGUAUUUGCCAGUAUAUUUUCAUACUGUUACAAUAACUUGCGGAGGACAACGUAUUAUUCCAUUGGCUCAGCGUUAUCUGCCUGGCAAAGAAAGGAAAAGUCCGUAUUAUCUAGAAAUGAUUUUGCGUUUACCACCACAAUCAGUAACGAAAUUUUCUAUAGAAAUGGACUAUUCAUUUCUUAAAUGGCAAGAAUAUCCACCAGAUGCCAAUCACGGAUUUUAUAUGGGUUCAGCCAUCAUUACUGCUUUACUUCCCGUCGCAAGAAAUUACACUGCCCUACCACUCGAUGGAAGUACUAUAACAUCCAGCUUUAAUGCUUCAAGACCCGGAUAUUUGGUACAACUAAGAACAGAAUCGUUACUCGUCAGCCUGCCUACGCCUGACUUCAGCAUGCCAUAUAACGUAAUUUGCUUAGCGUGUACAGCAGUUGCUCUUGCGUUCGGUCCGCUUCACAAUAUCUCAACCAAAAGAUUAGUUUUAAAGAAAAUCGAAAUGGAUUGGAAAGAAAAAUUAUUUUCCUCCUUAAAGAAAAUGAUUGUCAAACCAAAGAAGAAAAAACAAGAAUAAAAAUGUGAUUUAUUUGUUUCUUUCCUACAUAUAAAUGUGUUCUUAAAUUAAACGAAGUUGUUAAAGUUAUCAUAUUAAGGCAGAAAACGUCGUUCCACAAUACAAAACACAAAUUUUUAACGUAACGUGUAACGAAUUGCAGGAACAAUCUCGAUUACAAAUAAGUGAACAGUUCGAAAUUUAAUUUUAUUCUUUUCCUUCUUUUUCUUUCUUUUUUCUUCUUUUUUUUUUGUAACAUUACAUGAAGUAUAAAAAGUGCACACAAUUCUUUAUUGUAUAGAUUAGACACUUACGAACUGAAAAUACCGAAACUGGUUUCGUGUGUUACAAACGUUAGUAAGGGUUCUCAUAAGGCUUUACAAUGCACUGCAAAUGAUAGAAUUGCGUGUAUUAUGUAAUUAUUAAAUGUUCAAUGAUCGUGUAAAAUAGAAACAAUAAAUAUUGUAACAAAUGUAACGCGCGCACAGUGAACAUUAUGCA
Nomia melanderi (Alkali bee) is the source of this 2765-nucleotide messenger RNA. RefSeq names its product phosphatidylinositol glycan anchor biosynthesis class T (gene PIG-T). Gene Ontology annotation, biological process: attachment of GPI anchor to protein. The record is from RefSeq and is a predicted model, not a curated record. Gene Ontology annotation, cellular component: GPI-anchor transamidase complex. NCBI's taxonomy places the organism in Eukaryota, Metazoa, Arthropoda, Insecta, Hymenoptera, Halictidae.